Molecule: messenger RNA, 3060 nt
Organism: Stylophora pistillata
Lineage: Eukaryota; Metazoa; Cnidaria; Anthozoa; Scleractinia; Pocilloporidae
Product: furin
Biological process (GO): protein processing
Cellular component (GO): Golgi membrane; trans-Golgi network
Molecular function (GO): serine-type endopeptidase activity
Source: RefSeq, a predicted model, not a curated record
CAGCGCGGCGGGAUCUAUCGAACGUUUCUGAGAAACGUUCGUGAUCAAUAUGUUUACAGAGGAACGUGAUCAUAAAUAAAACAGGAACUACUGCUACAGUCAGCACUGAAGAGGGGUUUAUGACUCAUGCGGCUGAGAACGUGACUGAAACAUCAACAGAAGGAGUUUCUAACAAAAUCACAAUUGACAUGGAUCCUAGAUCCCAGAUCCACCAGUCGAGCCAUUCGAAUUAAGCAGAGGAUGUGAAAAGCCACGAAUUGCGACGACGAGCAGCGAUGGCGUUCUAUUUUUCUCCUGUCACUGGGUUUUUCACAAUUGUCCUGUUGAUAACAUUCUAUUGUGGACGCGAAAUUACUGCCAAAGAGAUCUUCACCAAUUCGUGGGCAGUUGAAGUUCAUGGUCAGCGAGUGGCUAAAGAGAUAGCACUGAAACACGGUCUUAUAUACGAUAAACAUCUUUUUCAGGACUAUCAUGUCUUCACACAUCCUAGAUUAGAAAAACGGUCAGAAAAGACACAAAUAUCUUUACAGGCUGAUGCAAAGUUACAGUCAGAGCCAAAGUCUUGCAUUUUUCAGGUUAAGUGGUUUAUGCACCAGCAGGAGAAAACAUAUAAACUAUUUUCAAUGCUUGUAGAAGAUCGUUUGUUCAGAGAGCAGUGGUACAUUGAGAGACCUAAAAGUUCUAUGGAGCCAACAUAUGGUAUCACCUCUGUUUGGGAAGCAGGUUAUACUGGUAAAGGAAUACUGGUGGCAGUAGUUGAUGAUGGAGUUGAUGGUAGCCAUCCUGAUCUACAAGAAAACUAUGAUUUAUCCAAAAGUUUUGAUUAUGUAGAUGGAACAGAAGCAAAAUUAGGGAAAAAAGUACCAGGUCAUGGAAAUAGAUGUGCUGGAAUCAUUGCUGGAGCAGCAAAUAGGAUAUGUGGGAGGGGAUUGGCUUACAACUCUAAAAUUGCAGGAGUUCAUAUCUUUGAUACCGAUGGAAAGUCAACUGAUGCAAUCGAGGCUAAGUCCUUGGUUCAUGAACUAGAAAGUGUUGACAUUUACUCCAAUAGCUGGGGGCCUGGGGACAUGGGCUUGGAGAUCGAGGAUCCUGGACCAUUGGCCAGUGCAGCCAUAAAACGUGGUAUAGACAAGGGUCGCGGAGGCUUGGGUGCCAUCUACACGUUUGCAGCUGGCAAUGGCGGCCCAACUGGAGACAGCUGUGCAUACAAUGGUUAUGUGAAUAGUAUUUACACCAUCGCUAUUAACGGUGUGAAUGAAGAUGGCACCAAACCAACGUACGCAGAAGAAUGCCCCGGAAUUAUGGCCACUACUUACAGUAGAGAUACGAUCAAUAAAAUCGGAACAGUCGUAACCACCGAUGAAAACGGAGGGUGUGUAAGCGACUUUGGAGCCACGUCAGCGGCUACUGCCAUGGCGUCAGGACUGAUUGCGCUUACUCUGCAAGCAAACGCUAAUUUAACUUGGCGUGACGUGCAACAUAUCAUAGUCCAAAGUGCAAGACCAGCUCCAGGAGUCGCAGGAGUUCUUCUCAAGCGAGGACAUUGGAUAGAAAACAAAGCGGGUUUAUUUGUUAGUAAGGUUUAUGGCUUCGGACUUAUGGACGCUGGAAGGAUGGUCAGCCUAGCGAAGAACUGGACUAGAGUAUCUCCGCAGGAGAGAUGCGAGAUUAAAAGCAAUGAUACGAAUGUUCCUAUCCCAGGUUCAGCUUCAAUGGAAGUGAAGGAUUGCCCGAUAAAAUUCCUGGAACACGUCCAGAUAAAAGUCAAUCUUGAUUUCCUUUACCGCGGAGAUUUGUCCCUACAGUUGAAGGCCCCAAGCGAUACAACAUCUCCAAUGACGCGACAGCGAAAAUUUGAUAAUCUUCUAGGAAUUAAAAAUCUGACGGACUGGGUCAUGACAACUCUAUUUCAUUGGGGAGAAAGUCCUAUAGGAACUUGGGAGCUGAAAAUUUCAGAUUUUGACUUACGAUACCCAAGUACAGGGGUUCUUUAUAGCUGGUCCUUGAUAUUGUAUGGAACGACAAGCACCUCUCCUGUUGAGACGAUCCAUAAACCCCGCCCAACACAGCACACAAGAACAGCACAAAAUUCUACUCUGAAUGGCGAUGAUGACGGUGAUGACAGUAAUGACGGUAAUGACGACGGUGAUGAUGAUGACGAUGUUGUUAUCUUUGCUGUGGUGGGCGUCGUUGGUGCGUUGUCUGUGUCAGGGUUAAUCACUGGCACUGUGAUUGUCCUUCAUCGUAAGAGAAAGAGACGAGAAAAAGUUAAACAAGGACCGAAUAAAACGUGUGGAACAGAAGAGAAAGAAUGUGAAGGAAAGAUUCCAAAACACGAACAAUGUAAUGUGAUAACCAGGAUCUCUGAUCGGAAAGUAACGAGCUCGAGUGAAUUUAUGGUGUGAAUAUUCCUAGACUGACUACCCUUAAGACUUAUCGUCAUUUUCGAGAAUGGCCAAUAUAAUUAUCUAAUAAGGAAUUUUGAAAGUUUGAUUGCUCUGCCAAUUUAUUUUGAUGAAUAUAAGUUAUUUUAGAAGAAUCUAUGUCACUGCAACAGGUUUAAGGUGCUUUUGUAAAAAAUAGAUUGUGGAAACUGCCAUUGUAAAUCAAAACUGAUGCCGAUUUUGUCCUUGAUAUAUUUUAUAAAUGACUUCAGUUUUGUUGGCUGUAUUUACUUUACAAUAGAACCAAAGAAGUCAUGAAAGCUCGCAAAAGUAUGCUCAAUAUUUACUUUGUAUAUCUCUAUUGUAGACGUUAGUGUUGAAUAUAUUUGUACCUUGAAUCCAGUUAGCAAGUUAUUACUUGAUCAGUGUAAAAAAAGAAAAGUUUUUUAUAAAAUAAGGAGGCUCCAGCCCGUAAAAUGGGAAGGACAUUCUGUAGAAGUUUAUGGUUCAGAGUGAAUAAAUUAUGAAGUAUUUGAUUGGUCGAGGGCAUUCAAUCAAUUUACAAUCAAUAUACCGCAGUUGGUAUGAGUUAUGCCAGUUUAGUUAUAUUUUCAAGUUUCCUCGUACCUGUUCUGUUCUGUUUUGUUUUUAAACACGAAACUAUAUUUGUAAUGUA